AUGCGGAGUGAGUGGCCCUUCGACUAUGCGUCGGAGGCUGACGCCAUGCUCCACCGGAUAACGCCGGAGAACUUUGAGAAACUGGUGCGGUUUGCUGCCCGUUUGUUGCGUGUGGGCGAGAUCAUCGCCUUGCCGACCGACACGGUUUACGGGUUGGCUGCAGCGGCUCGCAACUCGCACGGCAUUGAGCUGUUGUACCAGACGAAGCAGCGAGACUUGCGAAAGCCGCUAGCAAUUGCAGUUCCUUCGGUAGAGGACGUUUCGGUAUACCUGCACACGGAACACUUGCCUCCGGGACUGCUCGAGGCGAUCUUGCCGGGGCCACUGACGCUGCUUCUGCGCCAGCGAGAGGACUACGUGGGCAUAGACCUUCAAGACGUGCGUAUCGACCAAUACAGGGGCUGGGAACGAGCCAAGCGGCUGGCGCCGAACCUAAACCUCAGGCGGGACGGUCUACUGGGGGUGCGCGUCCCGGACGCUUCCUUCGCCUGCGCGGUUUCCCGCGAACUCGGUGACCCGCUGGCGUUGACGUCUGCGAAUGUCAGCGGUCGUGGAGACUGCGGCAGUGUUGAUGAGUUUCGUGCGCUCUGGAGUGCAUGCGCUGCAGUAUUCGACGGAGGCGCUAUGCCGAAACCCGUUAUGCCGAGCACCGUCGUGGACCUGAGCGUACCCGGCACAUUUCGCAUCACACGUGCAGGCUGGAUGGCGACAGACCUCGUUCGUAUUCUGGAAAAUAAAUUCGGGCUCACGAACAAGAGCGCGAAUACGAGCAACUAG
Molecule: messenger RNA, 777 nt
Organism: Cyanidioschyzon merolae strain 10D
Lineage: Eukaryota; Rhodophyta; Bangiophyceae; Cyanidiales; Cyanidiaceae
Exons: 1
Coding region: 1-777 (258 amino acids)
Biological process (GO): regulation of translational fidelity
Cellular component (GO): cytoplasm
Molecular function (GO): tRNA binding; nucleotidyltransferase activity; double-stranded RNA binding
Source: RefSeq, a predicted model, not a curated record